Molecule: messenger RNA, 747 nt
Organism: Paracoccidioides lutzii Pb01
Product: GPI anchored serine-threonine rich protein
Exons: 1
Coding region: 1-747 (248 amino acids)
Source: RefSeq, a predicted model, not a curated record
AUGAAGUUUUCCGCCUGCAUCGUUGCGGCUUUUGCUGCUAUUGCCGCUGCUUACACUCCCCCUGACACCUCAAAACCCCCCAGCGGGAACCCAAUCAGUCGCCCCGGGUUGCUUGAACUCGUCCCCGUCGGACAACCAUACACCAUCACCUGGCAACCCUCCACCCCAGGAAAGGUUUCCCUUCUCCUCCUGCGCGGCCCCAGCAACAACGUGAAAUACCUGGAUACCAUUGCCGAUUCCGUCAGCAACACCGGCACCUACAUAUGGACGCCCCCCACCUCGCUCGAGGGCGACGAGUCCGGCUACGGUAUCCAGAUCGUCGUCGAGGGAACUGGCCAGUAUCAAUACUCCACCCAAUUCGGCAUUAAGAACGACAAACACGUCCCCGAACCUUCGGACAUAUAUCCCACCAACAAGUACCCAACUGCUAAACCUACCGACAAUUACCCAACUGCUAAACCAUCUGACUACCCAACUGGCAGCAGCAGCAGCAGCAGCUACACCUUGGUCCCCAUCUCCACCGCCACCAUCACCGUCUGCGCAAGCACCGUCACCGCCUGUCCACAAACCAAGACCCCCGUUACCCCCAGCGGAACUGGUCCUGCCACCGUCCAACCAACCGUUCAGCCAACUUACACCGCGAGCCCCAAGCCAACCACCCCUCCUCCAUUUGAUGGUGCUGCUGGCCGCAACGGUGUCGCCAUUGGCGGCCUCGUUGCUGCUGCGGUUGUCAUGUUCGCCUUGUAA